Camelus dromedarius (Arabian camel) is the source of this 5185-nucleotide messenger RNA. RefSeq names its product PDZ and LIM domain 5 (gene PDLIM5). The coding region runs from base 146 to 2023 and encodes 625 amino acids. The transcript has 17 exons. Gene Ontology annotation, cellular component: adherens junction; Z disc; filamentous actin. NCBI's taxonomy places the organism in Eukaryota, Metazoa, Chordata, Mammalia, Artiodactyla, Camelidae. The record is from RefSeq and is a predicted model, not a curated record. Gene Ontology annotation, biological process: actin cytoskeleton organization; muscle structure development; heart development. Gene Ontology annotation, molecular function: actin binding; muscle alpha-actinin binding.
GCCAGGAGGCGGAAGUUCCCGCGGGCCGUGGGGACGGCGCACGCACCGCGAGUCACUUGUCAGCGCUCGUCUGAGGCGGAGGCAUCGCCGCAGCGGACCUGAGUUUCUUUCAUUUUUGGGGAUUGGACUUGGAGUCACUAGAACCAUGAGCAACUACAGUGUGUCCUUGGUUGGCCCAGCUCCUUGGGGUUUCCGGCUGCAAGGUGGCAAGGAUUUCAACAUGCCUCUGACAAUCUCCAGUCUGAAAGACGGCGGCAAAGCAUCCCAGGCAAAUGUAAGAAUAGGUGAUGUGGUUCUCAGCAUUGACGGAAUAAGUGCGCAUGGAAUGACUCAUCUUGAAGCCCAGAACAAGAUUAAGGGUUGUACAGGCUCUUUGAAUAUGACCCUGCAAAGAGCAUCUGCUAUACCCAAGCCAGAGCCGGUUCCUGUUCAAAAGCCCACAGUCACCAGCGUGUGUUCCGAGACUGCUCAGGAGCUAGCAGAGGGACAGAGAAGAGGAUCCCAGGGUGACAGUACACAGCAAAAUGGGAAAAUCCCACCUAAACGCCCACCAAGAAAACACAUUGUGGAGCGCUAUACAGAGUUUUACCACAUACCUACUCACAGUGAUGCCAGCAAGAAGAGACUGAUUGAGGAUACUGAAGACUGGCGUCCAAGGACUGGAACGACUCAGUCUCGCUCUUUCCGAAUCCUCGCCCAGAUCACUGGGACUGAACAUCUGAAAGAAUCUGAAAGUGAUCAUACAAAGAAGGCAAAGUUUGACAGUUCUCUGGAAGACCUACCUAAGAGUGGACCUCACCCACCUGCAACUCCUCAGGUUUCACAUAUUGGUAGCCACGUAGCUACACUUUCUAAAGUAACCACAUAUUCUAGUUUAAGCAGCUCCACAAGAAAGGUGGCGUCAAGUUCUUUGGAAGGUUUUCGAAACUUGUCUGCCUUGCCUUCUCCUGCCAGAUACAGUGCUGCCGUUCUGAGCAGCGCGGCCGCCACUGUGUCUGCUGUUCUCGCUGCAAAAACCAGGCUCUCCAGUCCUGAAAAAUAUCACUCACUCCUGGAUGCACUUUGCAUCAGUCCUGUUUCCAAGCCUUUAGCUUUUUCGUAUCUCCAGCCCUCGAGGAAAUCAGCUGGUUCUGUCCAUGUUAAGAAGACCAGCAUCACACACGAGCUGUCUCAGCAGUCGGCUCUGCCAGCGGCUGCAGCGCCAGAGGGGCCGGGGAGCCCAGCCUCUGCCAGGGCCGGGGUGGCCGGGGUAGCUGGGCUCACUACUGCCGCCGCCUUCAAGCCUCUGGGAUCCACCAGUGGGAUCAAGUCACCAAGCUGGCAACGGCCAAACCAAGCAGCACCUUCCACUGGAAGAGUCUCAAACAGUGGGACACCCACAGGCGCCGUGGCACCAGCCAGCUCCGCCGGAGGGCAGCCCCAGCCCAGCGAUGAGGACACUUUAGUGCAAAGAGCCGAGCACAUUCCCGCAGGCAAACGAACUCCCAUGUGUGCCCACUGCAACCAGGUCAUCAGGGGACCAUUCCUAGUGGCACUGGGGAAAUCUUGGCACCCAGAAGAAUUUAACUGUGCUCACUGCAAAAAUACAAUGGCCUACAUUGGAUUUGUAGAGGAACAGGGUGCCUUGUAUUGUGAGCUCUGCUAUGAGAAAUUCUUUGCUCCUGAAUGUGGUCGAUGCCAAAGGAAGAUCCUUGGAGAAGUCAUCAAUGCUUUGAAACAAACUUGGCAUGUUUCCUGUUUUGUGUGCGUGGCCUGUGGAAAACCUAUUCGUAAUAAUGUUUUUCACUUGGAGGAUGGUGAACCCUACUGUGAGACCGAUUAUUAUGCCCUCUUUGGUACUAUAUGCCGUGGAUGUGAAUUUCCCAUAGAAGCUGGCGACAUGUUCCUGGAAGCUCUGGGCUAUACCUGGCAUGACACUUGCUUUGUAUGCUCAGUAUGUUGUGAAAGUUUGGAAGGUCAAACCUUUUUCUCCAAGAAGGACAAGCCACUUUGUAAGAAACAUGCUCAUUCUGUGAAUUUUUGAAAGCCAUCAAUUCAGGAGAAGAGAAGAAAAUCUGAAGAGAAAGAAGAGAUUUAAAAUACCGAUUAAUUUUUAGAUUUAAUAUUUAUAUGGAGUUUUGAAAAAUAAUUAGUGCCCCUGAAGGGAUAAAUUCCAAGCUUUGAAAACCAAAUCUAUGAGGAAAUAUUUGGCUUCAUAAAGAGACAGUUUGGCAUUUAUUAUUACUUUUUUCCUGUAUUUUCUCCCCAUAAAAUAACUUUUAUAAAAACCAAUUUCCUGGUUGACUAUUAAGUUCAUCUUAGAAUAAAUUAGUGAAGAAUUAAAUUUUAGAAUAAAAACCUUCAACCUCUAUGCUGAAAUAAUUAAUUAUGCCUUCUUUCCUUGUUAGGUAGUUAUGAGUAAAUCUAUAAAAGGCAAUGAAAAUGCCUUACACUUAAUCAACAAGUGAAACUUUUUUUUAAUAGUGUUUAUCUUUAAAACAGUAAAUAGGAGUUUAAACAGAGGAUUUUAUCAGUGGUGGUGUCAUUUUUUAAAAAACUAUACAUUUUUUGUCUUUAACUGUAAAGUUGAUCAUUCCAGUAGGAAAGGCCAAUGAGAUUUUGAUCAAAAUGUGUUAUGCCAAUAAGAGAUGUUAUAUUUUUCUCCGAUUCUCCCACUCCAAAAAAGCCACCAUAUAGCUUAUAAAUUUCAGAUGUUUGUCUUUUAUUAAAAUACAACUUUUUAUUCAUAUGUAUGUUUCACCACCUAUAUCAAACUUUAUUUUUUCCCCUUCUUCAUGCUGAGGUAAAAAGCAAGUUGAAUAACUUUGGACUCUGACGGUUUUCUCUCUCUUUAAAGAGAAUGAAUAGAAAAGAAUGUGGUUGGGAAUUAUGGUAACUGAGAGGAUUGGAUCAAAAUUUUUAAAAAAUUUCCCCUUUUCAGACAAUGCAUCAGUUAGAUCCGUUUCAGAGAUGUACUCCUGACUGAUGGAAGUUUGAAAGUUCUCUUUACAGAAUAAUUUUGUUCUUCAGUUCUACGUCAGAAAAAUAAAAGAUUGGCUUGGGGAAUGUGAUAAAAAUUUAGAUUUCUUUUUUUCUUUUAGUAGUUCUUUCUCAAUAAUAAAUGAACCACUUCCAGUUGUAAUCACGCAGUUUGGAAAAUGUUUAUUCACAGAGGUUUGGUAGUAUAGAGGGAAACAUGAUUAAUUACUCAGACUGGCCUGUUACUUUUUUCUUUAUUUUAGGGAAAAGAUAAGCAGCUACCACAUGAAAACAGAAAAACAAUUGUGGUAGAAUCAUGGAUCCUGUUGAUAUUUGUUGAUAGUUUUUUUGUUUCCAAAACAAACAGAAGCCCAUGAUCACGGGAAGGUAUAGUUUAAAUUUGUUUGGAGAAGGUGCUCUUACAGUGGACACUGAGCCCCAAGCUCUGCCUGUCCUAGCCGGCACCUACGACUUCUCUUCCACUGUGUGUAUGUUUGUCAGAGAGGGGGAUUUAAGGCUACAAUAUUUGUUUAACCUCCCUAAGAACUUUUCAAGGUAUCUGUCCUUGAAAGCUGCUAAUUUAUGGUCUAGCAGAUUUAUAUUAUAUGCAGAUAAUAAUUAACUGGGGCUAAAAGAAUGAGAAAGGUGAUACCAAGUAGCAAACUGAAUGCUUCACCAGUAGCAACCCCAGACUACCUCCUCACCCUGCAUCUUGUAGGGAGGCAGGAAGUUUUCUGUUCUGUUUUUUAAAAGCUGGAACUGAAUUGUGCAUUAUUUCCUAUUGCUGCUGAAACCACCUAUAGAAGACAUGCUGGCUAAUGUGCACUGUCACAUAUCAAUGUCAGUCUUUCGCUUUACACGACAUAAAAUAAGCUGGUGGUUUUGUUUUGGUGUGGUAGAGAUUUUUUUAAAUUUAGUUUUACCUUUCUCAAUUAUAUGUCAAGAUAGUAUUUGAUAAAUCAAUGGCAUUUGGGUAUUUCCUUCAAAGAAUUUUAUUUGACCUGAAUUUCUUAUAAAGUUAUCUUACAUUAGGAUUUCAUUUUUAUUACACUUUUAUUUCUACAUAUUAUUCAUGGAGCAUAAUGUUGCAUUUCUCUAGAUUUUAUCCCUAAAAGAAUAAUGUUGCUUCCUAAUUUAUCAUUUUGUCUUUGUGCUUUGCCCUUCUCUUCUGUGGCGAAGCCUUCUAUUUGUUGCUAAAACAGUGAAUCCUGUGAGAUAAAUAUUGAUUAUAACCCAGAAGAAUCUCUGUAUUUUACAGUGGGGAAUGCCAUAUUUAAUACACCAGCAGUAAUCUUUUAAUAACUGGCAGAGCACUUUAUUCUUCUGGUGAGCUCCCUGAAUAUUUAUUUUUCUGAUUAUAAAUAUUCCAUAUCAGUAGCAUUUUUUAAAAUUAUUACCUCUAUUGUAGAGUGUUACUUUAGUCUCUCUAGCUGUAUAUUUUGGAAUGCUGUGCUUAGGGUAGUACAGAUGAAAAUCACAGUACAUGAUUCCAAAACAUCUACUUGGAUUUCCCAGUUUCUAAAUGUUAAUGAUGGGUUCAAACAUAUAACAUUCUCCAAGGACUGAAUGUUGCUUACUGAAAUAGCAGCCAGAAAAUAAUGCCCCCUGCUUAUGCUUGUAGCAUGCAGAUUUCCUAUUGGUUCAGGUUACAGGUUCCAUUUAGAGUCUAAAACUAAACCCUAAUAAUUUGGUCACUGUAUUAAGACAAAUAGAAAUGAGUUUAAAUCUUCAAAAUAUUAGUGCAGCAUUAUUGUUUAAAAAUGAUCUACAACAAAAAGGAAUUCUUUGAUACCAUUUUCAAGGGGUACUGUAUUAGUAUCACUUUUACAGCAAAUAAUUCUUCCCCUUUCAAGUGGGAAUCUAGGGUUAUAGUCACAUUUGUGUGAUACGUGGAGUUAAGUCAUCCCUGUCGAAAGGAGAGGUGUUACAGACAUACAGGAAGGGAAAACACACUGAAUGAUUUCAUACAAAUUUAAUGUGGCUUCAGUUUGUCCCGCUUCGUUCCCCGUAAGUUUUAAGGUAUUGAAUUUGGAUUCUCAGUGUAUCAUUUGUCUUAUGUAUUAAUCUCUAUCUUCUGUUUCUUUACAUUUUUCAGUUUGUUUAUGUCUGUGCUAUUUUUCUUUUGGAUGUGUUUUCUAAUUAAAAACCACAUGAUAAAUAUAAUCAGUAUAGCAAUACCUUAGUGUGCACAUACUCAAUAAAUAAAUGGCUGCAGUGAUGUCGACAA